This is a messenger RNA of Colletotrichum acutatum, 543 nucleotides long. RefSeq names its product mitochondrial carrier protein. Gene Ontology annotation, biological process: mitochondrial citrate transmembrane transport. NCBI's taxonomy places the organism in Eukaryota, Fungi, Ascomycota, Sordariomycetes, Glomerellales, Glomerellaceae. The transcript is spliced from 2 exons. Bases 1 to 543 code for a protein of 180 amino acids. Gene Ontology annotation, cellular component: mitochondrion. The record is from RefSeq and is a predicted model, not a curated record. Gene Ontology annotation, molecular function: citrate secondary active transmembrane transporter activity.
AUGAUCCACGCCGCCGCCACCUCUUCCUCUUCCUCGUCCGCAGGCAGCCGCUUCGCAAACCGGGGCCUCAUCAAUGCCGUCAGGAUCCUCCUCCGCGAAGAAGGUGUCCGAGGCCUAUGGAGCGGCCUGACGCCGGUUCUCUGCAAACAAGGAACCAACAGCGCAGUCCGCUUCACGACCUUUGCGAUGCUCCAGGAGCGCGUGGCGGCGCGGUGGCCUCAGCUCGAGGGCGGCGUCGGGAGCACCCUCGUCCUGGGUGGUGUGAGCGGUGUGUUUACGGUGUAUGCGUCGAUGCCGUUUGAUAAUAUCAAGACGAGGAUGCAGAGCGUGCAGAGUGCUGAUGCGCGGUAUACUGGUAUGGUGGACUGCGCAGCGAGGAUUCUGAGGAGUGAUGGGGUUUUUGCGUUUUGGAGGGGCACGUCGCCUAGGUUGGUCCGGUUGACUCUUUCGAGCGGCAUCACGUUCACGGUCUAUGAUCAAGUCGUGCGUCUGAUGAAGUCAGCGCAAAUAGACCGCAAGGCCAGCGACCUACAUCGCCUAUAA